Molecule: messenger RNA, 189 nt
Organism: Hydatigera taeniaeformis
Lineage: Eukaryota; Metazoa; Platyhelminthes; Cestoda; Cyclophyllidea; Taeniidae
Source: the annotation of a GenBank genome assembly
AUGGCUUUUCAAUUUUGGUAUCGUCCUCGUGGUAUUGAAGCAGACUGGGCUAGGCGCGAAGCCUUUCUCGAACUGGAAAGGCGUCGAAAAUUAGGUCUUCCGCUGGUCGAUCCAAAUCUCAUUCCUCCUGAACGCGUCAAGUUACCCUCAAAAGAGCAGCUUGGACCUGAUUUCAAAAUUAUUCUUUGA